AGAGAAGAAGAACCUCUCCAAAGAAUACGCAGUUAAUUAGGUGUACGCUGCUUGGCUCAUUCACUACAUGGGCUUGCAAAACAAUAAUAUAAAAUAUUAGCACUGUAUAUUUUUCCGUCGUGCAUAGCUGUCUUGUGUCUGUCCUCAGAAAAUGCACCUCUCUUUCCUACUGAGUGCCCUUCUCAGCAUCCCUGUCUCUUUGGGCUGGAAUGAAGACUUCCAGAUAGUGUGUUCUGGACAAGAGUUCCGCCUGCCGGUCUACUCAGGGUCAAGGAUUGUGACCUUUACCCCCAGCUACCCUCCAGGACCAAGAAGAGUGCUACUGGAGAAUAACAAUUUGAAGGACCCGCGGUUUGAGUGGACCAAAGAUAGGACAUUGCUGUUGAAGGACGUCACACACGGUGACCAGGGACUCUACUCUAUCAAGCUGUCCUCUGGAUUCACAGAUGAGACCGUUCGGCUCACUGUCUCAGAAUGUAUAAAAACUUUCAGACGGGGCUAUGGGGAGACUUUUCAGCACAACAUCCCUAAAGAUGGCUCCCUGCUGGAGUUUUCACCCCGGGGCUCCCCCCCUGAUUCCCAGCCGGUGGUACUGUGGAACCGGACAGACCUCGAGACCAGUGAGGCGGGCCGGGGGAGGCUGGGGUCGGACGGAAGGGUCUGGGUGGCAGAGAGGGUGACCCAGGCAGACCAGGGAAACUACACCAUCAGAGACGAGAAUGGGAAAGUAAUCUCCCGCAGCAAACUCACUGUCAAUGGUGAGCACUGGAAAUAUCAAAAAUAUCUAGAUGGAGGGUUAAGAGAGCGAUGGAGAUGAGAAAGCGAUAUCAGUUUUUAGAGCAGUCUGAUAAAUUGUCCAAACUGACACUUAAUGCUUGUAUCUAUCUGAUUCUUUCUUUCAUCUGGAUGUCCCUCACCAUCCUCAUUCCUCUCCACUCUUUCCCAUACUCUCUUUCUCAUACUCUCUUUCUCACUCCUCAUUAUCACCUGUGUGGGUUCAGGGCACACCUUCAAUGUCACCCGCUUCUUCAAGGAGUCGCUAAACCUUCCCCUGUUUCUCCCUGUCCCUCAUGUCCACCUCAUUUUUACCCCCUCCCUGCACCCGUCCAACCCCUCCAAUGUUCCCCUUGACUCCCGGUACUCCCGCCCCGUGCAGCUGAUCAGGGACGGGCAUAUCGUGGAUCAGGACUCCCGGUACUGGGGCCUCAUCUCUCUGGGGAGAAAUAGGACUGUCAACGAGGUGGUCAUCACCAGGCUGAGUGCAAAGCAUGAUGGGAUGUAUGAGAUUCGAGAUCAGGACGGCAACCUGGUGUCGUCUACUGUUCUCCAUGUGGUCGGUGAGAGACAGUGAUCGUGUGUGUGUGUGAGCAACAGCUUUUCCCUUUACGUGAUGCAGAGCUCUUCCUCUCUGAUUCAGAGGGGUUGGGUUAAAUGCGGAAGUCACAUUUCGGUUGAAUGCAUUCAGACGGGCAACUGGCUAGGUAUCCCCUCUUUCCCUUAAUUUAUUUUCUUUCACACACCCUUUGUAUCUAUGGCUCUACCAAUUCUUUUUUUUUUUCUUUCUCCAGAUAAGACUGCUAGAUGGAGAGCGGUCCUCAAGUCCAUCAGCGUCCCUUCUGGCAUGUUUGUGACUUUGGCUGGUUUCAUCCUGUUUAUGAAGCGCUACCCUAACUGCAGCCUCACUAUGAUCAUCAAUGGCCUAAGAGGUCACCACACACCCGCAGCUAACCCGCCAAGAGGCAAUGUCCAGGACUACAGUCCGCCCAGCCCCCAGCCCUAUGGUUUUUACGGUCAUUCACAGCAGAUUGGAACGCCAAAAAUAUGGAGCCCCAGACCUACACAUUCUGGUUACACUCCUGUUGUGGACAGCGCACCACUUGUAGUGGACAGUGCACCACAGCCCUCCCCUGAGCCAGUGAGGACUGGGAGACAACAGGAGACAGACAGACUUAGUGUUGAGACUGCCACUACUCACUAUCCCAGUAGAGAGGAGACUGCUGGCAGUGAAAGGGUGAUCUCCUUUUCUGUCGCUGGCGCCUCCGACUGCCUCCACUCAUCUGAAGACUGUUUUCAGUUCCGGAUCAAGAAAGAGGGAGUCGAGGAGAGAUGGAGGAAAGCAGAAGACUACUUCUCCACACUUCCACUGGACACGGAUACCUCGGAGACUUGCAGCAUCUAUACUUCUGACAAACUCAACUUCUUAUAAAAGCACAGAGAAGAAGAGUGAACACAGUUUCCAAUGAGGUCCCGGAGCACCCCUGCGUGUCCCCGGUGUCCAACCAGGUGUUCGAGCGCCGACUGAUCGAGAAGUUCAUCGCGGAGAAUGGCGUUGACCCCAUGAACGGCCAACCACUGUCCGAGGAGCAACUUAUCGACAUUAAAGUGUCUCAUCCUAUCCGACCAAAGGCUGCCUCCGCUACCAGUAUUCCUGCCAUACUCAAGUCUCUGCAAGAUGAGUGGGAUGCGGUGAUGCUCCACAGUUUCACUCUGAGGCAGCAGCUGCAGACGACUCGCCAGGAGCUCUCUCACGCCCUCUACCAGCAUGACGCAGCCUGCAGAGUCAUCGCCCGUCUCACCAAGGAGGUCACUGCAGCCAGAGAGGCACUGGCCACACUGAAGCCCCAAGCCGGAUUGGUCGCCCCUCAGGCUAUGCCUGCCUCUCAGCCAGCCACUGGGGGUGCAGGUGGGGAGCCCAUGGAGGUUAGUGAGCAGGUGGGAAUGACCCCAGAGAUCAUCCAAAAGCUCCAAGAUAAGGCCACCGUCCUUACCACAGAGCGAAAGAAGAGAGGCAAGACUGUGCCAGAGGAAUUGGUCAGGGCUGAGGAUCUGAGCAAGUACCGACAAGUGGCUUCCCACGCUGGUCUUCAUAGCGCCAGUGUCCCAGGAAUCCUGUGUAUGGACCUCUGUCCUUCAGAUACUAACAAAGUACUCACUGGGGGGGCUGAUAAGAACGUGGUUGUGUUUGAUAAGAAGGAGGAGCAGAUCAUCGCCACCCUCAAGGGUCACACCAAGAAGGUCACCUCUGUCAUCUACCACCCCUCCCAGUCGGUGGUGUUCUCUGCCUCUCCAGACAGCACCAUCCGGGUGUGGUCUGUUACCGGGGGCAACUGUGUCCAGGUGGUGAGAGCUCACGAGGCGAGCGUGACCGGGCUGUCACUUCACGCCACCGGAGACUACCUGCUUAGCUCCUCCGAGGACCAGUACUGGGCCUUCUCUGACAUCCAAACUGGCAGAGUCCUUACUAAAGUCACUGAUGAGGCUGCUGGUGUUGCUCUGACUUGUGCUCAGUUCCACCCUGACGGUCUGAUUUUCGGGACGGGAACAGCUGACUCCCAAAUCAAGAUCUGGGAUCUGAAGGAGCGCACCAAUGUGGCCAACUUCCCCGGCCACUCCGGUCCCGUCACCUCCAUCGCCUUCUCUGAGAACGGAUACUACCUGGCCACAGGUGCCCAGGACAGCUCUGUGAAGCUGUGGGAUCUGAGGAAACUGAAGAACUUCAAGACCAUCGCCCUGGACAACAACUACGAAGUUAAGUCUCUGGUGUUUGAUCAGAGUGGUACGUACUUGGCUGUGGGUGGAUCUGACAUCAGGGUGUACAUCUGCAAGCAGUGGUCGGAGGUCCUAAACUUCAGCGAUCACUCUGGCCUGGUGACCGGCGUGGCGUUUGGAGACAAUGCUCAGUUCCUUUCCUCUGCGGGAAUGGACAGAAGCCUUAAGUUCUACAGCCUGUAAAUUAGUACAGACAGACAGAUGGAGGAAGUGGAAGAGAGGAUAAGGGACAAAUUUGACUCGGCUGCAGUCGGGUUUGGGGUUUGAGAAAUAUGGACCAGUGAUCCGAAUGUAGUGGGUUGACUGGCCUAGGCAGGAGCUUUUCAGUCACAUUUACCAGCAGUUGAUGGUCUUAGCAUUUAAAAAAACAUUUGUUGAUCUAUAGUUAUUUGGGAUCCCAGGGUGGGUGGAGGAACAGGUGCUGAAGUAUUUAGGUUUCCCCUUCAUUUAUUCUCCAUAAAUAACUCUCCAAAUCUCUGUUCUCCUUUGCUGGUUAGACCAACAGUAAUCUUCUGUUGAAAUUGUAUUUUUGUUUUAACUAAGCUCUGUCACAUUGUAUAUGCCAAUUCCGUGUAUUGUGUUCAUUCUUAGCCAGGCGAUCUGACCAGCUUGCUUACAGGGUUGGACAGCAUUCUUGUGUAGAUUAAGACACCACAGAGAUUGAACACUGCUAGUUUUAGUAGCAGAAGCCACAGCAGCCAUUUUGGAAUGGUAUUUCAUGUUGAACAACAAAGGAGCUGAUUGGCUAACACUGCCAUUCCAAAAUGGCUGCUGUAACUUCUGCUACCUAGCAUGAAAACAGAAAGGACCGUUUUCCGUAAGAAGUAGCGGUCGUUCAAUCUUGGUGUAACAGUCGGGAUAAUGGGACAAUUCAGAGUACAAUGCAUUUCUCAUCCCUGGAUUGAGAUGUUUUCCGAGCCAUAUCUGGCACCGGCUCCGCAGUGUCUUAAACAACACAGAAAUGCUGUCUGACCCUAGUACAGCUGUAAACAAGCAGGUCAGAUCUACUGGCUACUUAAUCCCUUGAAUCAUCUUCCACACUUUUUACACCUCAAUAAAUGAAGUGUUUUAUGUAUAAACAGCCA
Molecule: messenger RNA, 4634 nt
Organism: Oncorhynchus kisutch (coho salmon)
Lineage: Eukaryota; Metazoa; Chordata; Actinopteri; Salmoniformes; Salmonidae
Product: pre-mRNA-processing factor 19
Exons: 23
Coding region: 2338-3732 (464 amino acids)
Biological process (GO): DNA repair; mRNA splicing, via spliceosome; protein ubiquitination
Cellular component (GO): U2-type catalytic step 1 spliceosome; cytoplasm; Prp19 complex
Molecular function (GO): ubiquitin protein ligase activity; protein binding
Source: RefSeq, a predicted model, not a curated record